CUGUCAAAGUCAAAACUGUAGAAUUUGCAGAAGUGAAGUUUAAGGUUAUUUUCGCUUCUAUUUUGAUAAACGGUGAAGAGUAAAUAUAACUGUUAAUAGUGUUACUUCUUUAUCGGUCCGAAAUCAUUCAUUUUUCAAUAAGUCGCUUAAAAAAUGGCUGACGUAUUGGACAUCAAUGAUGCCGUCGACAUAGACGUAGAAGACGAUGGAGAGCAGAGUGUCCUCAGGCUAAAAGACAAGGUAAUCCGUCGAAAGGGACGAGGAUUUGGACCGGGAGAAGGCAGAGAGCACGAAAAAAUCCGGGGCUACGAGUCAAUCGAAGCGGGAGACAACGUCGAUGAACUCGGGCCCCAAAAAUCGGUGGAAGGUUGGAUCUUGUUCGUAACAUCUGUACACGAAGAAGCUACCGAGGACGACCUCAAUGACAAGUUCCAGGAGUAUGGCGUUAUAAAAAAUAUCAGCAUUAAUUUGGACCGCAGAACAGGCUUUUUGAAAGGGUACGCUCUGAUCGAGUUUGGAACUUACGAAGAAGCAGCCACGGCCAGAGAAGCCCUUAACGGGUCCUUGUUGUUGGGACAGACGAUUGGGGUGGAUUGGUGUUUCGUGAAGGGCGCUAAGAAGUCCAAAAAGCGCAGUAAGAGACACUGAUGUAUCAAC
This is a messenger RNA of Leptinotarsa decemlineata (Colorado potato beetle), 657 nucleotides long. RefSeq names its product 40S ribosomal protein S12 homolog tsunagi (gene tsu). The record is from RefSeq and is a predicted model, not a curated record. NCBI's taxonomy places the organism in Eukaryota, Metazoa, Arthropoda, Insecta, Coleoptera, Chrysomelidae. Gene Ontology annotation, molecular function: mRNA binding. Gene Ontology annotation, cellular component: cytoplasm; nucleus. Gene Ontology annotation, biological process: RNA processing.